Synchiropus splendidus (mandarinfish) is the source of this 2473-nucleotide messenger RNA. RefSeq names its product epoxide hydrolase 4 (gene ephx4). The record is from RefSeq and is a predicted model, not a curated record. Gene Ontology annotation, molecular function: hydrolase activity. Lineage: Eukaryota; Metazoa; Chordata; Actinopteri; Syngnathiformes; Callionymidae. The coding region runs from base 683 to 1900 and encodes 405 amino acids. The transcript is spliced from 8 exons.
AUGAUCAAAACUUGGUACAGUCUCAUGUGGUUGAUGUGAGCAUGUAUAUCCAAGGUUUACCUUUACUGUGUUUCAGUGUGGCUGAGGAAACCUCUUCUCAUUUGAUCUAAGAAUAUAGCAGACCUAGGCCGUCUGGUUCCAAAAGGGCUGAUGCAGAUUUUUGUUCCAGCACUUCAAGCACACACAGAUAAAUCAGUGAGGUUUCAGCUCAAGAAGCGUGGUGAAAAUGUGUCCUCUUGAUGGGUUGGAACAAAAAUCUGCAGUCCUUUUGUGGGACCAUUUCCCUCCCCUGGAAUGUGGAUAAAUGAUGCAAGAGAAAUCACUAAGUGGAAAAGUGGCUGCACAAAGGGACAUCCCUCUCAUGAAUUUGAUCCCUCAAUUGACUUUAAGUUUGCACGCAUCAGGUGCAGUGUCUUUUACUGUUGCAGUGGAGUUUAGGAAAAGGACUCCAGAUAAUACCUCAGCAGUGGCUGAAGCAGCCUGACUGAAACAUGAGACAACAUUGAGCUUUAUCCAAAUAUAGCUGUAUCACUGCGACAUAUUCUCUUUCUUUUUGCAAUUCUACGGUUACAGCUAGGUUUAGUUGACUGUAUAAUAGUGUCGUCCGCGGAAUGACAGCACGCUCGCCAUUUUUUCCUAAACGAUACAGGUGACCACGUAAUACAGGAAGUAAAGUGUAAAAAUGGCAGGAAGUGGAGCGGAUCAAAAUAAAAUAUGCCUUGUCUUGGGGUGUUUUCUGCUCUUACGAUCCCAGCUGAACGCUGCUCUGGUGGUCUGCAGUGAUGCGAACGACGCCUCUGCUCUGUUCUGUACGAACACUGCGUCGACUGUCGGUUUCGGACUCUCCCUGUACAGUCAACAACAACACGUCUGCUGCCAAACAACCGGCGCUUCACACGCACGCGUGAGCGGUGACGUGAUGCCCCCGCCGCUGUCCCGUUCAGCGGCUGCUCGGGAUCCUCCCUGCAGACGCUCGUGUCUGCUUGCGCGCGUGCUGGAGACGACCCAGCGGAGCCACACGACAACCUCGCAGGAGUCCGGCCUACGUUUUCACUAUGUCGCUGCUGGAGAGAGAGGAAAGCCCCUCAUGCUGUUCUUACAUGGGUUCCCUGAGUUCUGGUUUUCAUGGCGUUACCAGCUGCGUGAGUUCAAGAGUGAAUUCCGAGUGGUGGCUGUCGAUAUGCGAGGCUAUGGAGAGUCUGACCUGCCACUCUCCUCCGAAAGCUACCGCUUUGACUAUCUAGUUACUGAUGUCAAAGAUAUCGUGGAGUAUUUAGGAUACAACAGAUGCUGCCUAGUGGGGCAUGACUGGGGCGGGACCAUAGCGUGGCUCUUUGCCAUUCACUAUCCAGAGAUGGUGACGAAGCUCAUUGUCCUCAACUGCCCCCACCCAUCCGUUUUUGCAGAUUAUGCUCUGCGCCACCCGAGCCAGCUGCUGAAAUCCAGUCACUACUUCUUCUUCCAGCUGCCCUGCUUUCCUGAGCUCAUGCUAUCCAUCAAUGAUUUCAAGGCAGUGAGGAGCUUGUUCACCAGUCGCAGCACAGGGAUUGGGAGGAAAGGCCGCUGGCUGACCACAGAAGACUUGGAGGCAUAUUUGUAUGCACUGUCACAGCCAGGAGCUUUGACUGGAGCCCUCAACUACUUCAGGAAUGUUUUCAGCUCCCUCCCAUUGAACCAGAACCAUGUCAGGGCUCCUGUAUUGUUACUGUGGGGUGAGCGUGAUGCGUUCUUGGAGCAAGAAAUGGCCGAAGCUUGCCGUCUCUACAUCAGGAACCAUUUCCGUCUCAACAUCAUUUCAGGCGCCAGCCACUGGCUGCAGCAGGACCAACCUGACAUUGUCAACACACUUAUAUGGACGUUCCUGAAGGAGGGAGAGGGACGCAAAAGCUACAGGACCUAAAUCCACUUCCAUACCCACUCUUCCCUGCUCACAAUCCUCACCUGGAAUAUGCCUGUGAUACCAAGCAACAUCGUGAUAAUGCAAUCAUUUUUCCUUUUAUUUAUGACACAUUUUUGGAAUUAAAGCACACCACGUGUGACACAUUUUUAAGAUGUUUUGCACAUAACAUCCGCCUUAAAGUUUGUCUGUCACAGCGUUUCAAAUGUGGGGACGAAUCCCCUGUGAUUUGUACUGUGUGGUGCCUUUUAACAUUCAACUUGUCGCCGUGAUACGAUGUCCUGUGAGGUUGGGAUAUUAUGUCCUCUACUGUGCUUGUGUGUUUCACCAGACUGCUCCACUUCACUUCAAGCGCAGUCCUUUGGGAAGUCUAACUUUCCCUCCUCCCUUUCAAGGUUGUUCUGUCUUAACCACGUUACUUUCUUCUAAACAACUCUCGCUCAAAUGUAGAGAAUGUUUUUGACUUGUAUGGGAAUAAUAUUGUCAGUGGACUGUUGUAAUAUUUUGUUACUCUUCCUACGCACUGCAUUUUAAAAUUCACUGAGCCAGGUCUACACAAUUUUAUUUUUUAAAUAA